Messenger RNA from Schistosoma mattheei, 2880 nucleotides. Lineage: Eukaryota; Metazoa; Platyhelminthes; Trematoda; Strigeidida; Schistosomatidae. The record is from the annotation of a GenBank genome assembly.
AUGAUCAGUGGGAAUUCUGUGAAACUAGAUCGUAUUUGGAUCAAUAAUGAUUCGAAUAUAAUAAAUAAUAAUCAAAAUAUAUUAAAUUACUUUAAAUUACAUAGUCUUACAUUAUCGAAUAAUAUUACAAUAUCUAAUAUAUAUUUAGAAUUAGAAUUAAUUCAAAAGUUAGAUUAUGAAAAACAACGAAGUUAUUCAUUUCAAAUUGUAGCCGAUGAUGGUAUUUCAUCAAAUGAUCAUCAAUGUUAUCUUAAUGUAACUAUACUUGUAGAAGAUUGUAAUGAUCAUAUGCCAAUAUUUGAACAAUCUAUGUAUAUUGUAAAUGUAAGUGAAGAUACACCAAUAGAUCAAAUAAUUUUAAAAUUGAAUGCCAUUGAUGAGGAUGAACAUGAAAAUGGCAGGAUUAUUUAUAGUUUCAGUUCAUACACAGAUGAUAUGGAUGAGGAGAAAUUUUUCUAUAUUGAUUCGGAUACCGGUGAAAUUAGAUUACGUAAUCGUCUAGAUUAUCGACAAAAACCGCAACAUGUUUUGAAAGUAUUUGCCAAAAAUCCUGAAAAUACUACAUUAGGACAUUUAAAAUCUUCUCAGAUUAUUUCAGAAUUAUCGGUAACACAGAUUAUUGUAAAUGUAAUAGAUGUAAAUGAUCAUUUUCCUCGUGUUCGAGUCCUAUCUCCUACUGGUUCAAAAGAUUUGGAAAUAAUCGAAGAAUCACCACCUGGGCAAGAUAUAGGGAUUGUGGAAGUUUCAGAUGGAGAUACAGGAACUAAUGCUUUUGUUAAUUGUAAAAUAAUUAAUCAAACUAUGUCAGGUGUGCUACGUCUAAUUCCUAUCAACACUGAAGGUGUUCACCUAGGUUUAACAAGCUCUAAUCAUAAAUAUAAAAUAACAAUGGAAAAGCGAAUAGACAGAGAAGAAAAUGAUGUCAUAGAGUUUACUAUUUUGUGUCAUGAUGGUGGAAUUCCUUCGCUAACAACCACCCUUACACAACGUAUAAAAAUUAUUGAUAUCAAUGAUCAUGAUCCAAUUUGUGAACAGAAUGUUUACAAUGUUGAAAUUAUUGAAGAUUCCGAUCCAGAAAGAAGUAAAUCAAACUUUGAAAUUAUAACUAUUCAUGCCAGUGAUAAAGAUGAAGGUCAAAAUGCUAAAUUACGUUUUAGUCUUGACCAUGAAACUCCAACUUUUCUUUUAAACAUUGUCACAAUUGAUUCAAAUUCAGGUACUGUAAGUACGUUAGGAAAUUUAGAUCGUGAAAAAUUAAAUGAAUUCACCGUAACUAUUAUCUGUUCCGAUUAUGGUGAACCAAUAAGAACUAUUAAAAUUUUAAUUCAUGUAAAAGUUUUAGAUUAUAAUGAUAAUUCACCUGUUUAUUCUCAACCUUAUUUACAAUUUAAUAUUAAAGAAAAUAAUGCAAUUGGACAAUUAAUUGGUAAAUUUUAUGUUACAGAUAAAGAUUUAGGUAAAAAUGCUGAAUUAGACAUUUAUAUUGAAGAGAAUAUUGAACGACCUAAUAUGUAUUUAACAUCUCUAAAUAAUAAUUUGAAUAUACUUAAUGAUAUUGAACAAUUGAAUUCAUAUCCAUUACAUAGAAAUUAUUAUAAUGCUUUGACAACAAAUGAAACAUCAUAUGAAGUUAAAUUAUAUAUAGAAUCUGUAAUAGAUCGUGAAAAUCUUAUUACAAAAAGUACUAAUUAUAUAUCUAAAGCUUUAUCCAUUUAUGAAACAUUUGAAUAUGUCAAUCAUAAUUAUAAUAGAUUAUCACAAUUAACUAAUAAAACAAAUUAUUCUAUGUUAACACCAAUGAUUAUAUUGAUUGUACAUGCACAAGAUAAAGGGAUACCAAAAUUAUCUGAAACUAUUCAAAUACAUAUACAAAUCUUAGAUCAAAAUGAUAAUUCACCACGUUUUAUUUUUCCAAAUUCAACAAAUUUAAAUAGAACUAAAAUUUUUUUAUCUUAUAAGGAACCAAAAGGAUAUGCAUUUACACAAAUACAAGCUGUCGAUGAUGAUGCUGGUGAAAAUGGUACAAUCAUAUAUUUUAUACAUUCUGGUAACGAUGACAAUUAUUUUAUAUUAGAUCAAAAUACUGGAACACUUAGUAUCAAUAAAAAAAUUCCAUAUACUGCAAUAGGUGAACAUAUUUUAAAGAUAGAAGCAAGAGAUUGUGGACAACCAUAUCAUUUUACUAUAACAGAUUUCAUUAUAGAAAUUGAUGAUUCCACUUCAAAAGCUUAUUUAUCUAUGAAUUAUUAUCAUUUAAAUAAUGCUGAUGAAUUUAGUAGUUUUGGAUCAAGUGGAUAUAAAUUAAAUUUUUAUAUUGUUAUAGCUAUUAUUACAUCCGCUUGUAUUAUAUCAACUAUUCUGAUAUGUUCAGUAUUUAUCAUUUUACGUCGUUCUAAAAGAAAUAAUGUAUCACAUGAUAGAAAUCAAUCACAGAAUUAUGAUUUUUCUAGACCUUCUAAUAGUUAUCGAGUGAUUCAUUCAAUACCUGAUUGCUUAUCACAAUUUCCUAAUAUUGAGGGUCAAACAAGUUUGGAAUUAACAAAUUAUCCAAAUGGUAAACUAUUAUCAUCUCCUCAUCAAGAUUCAAUGUUUAGUAAAUGUUCCAAUAAGAAUAUAUCAACAGAAUACUGGGAUUAUAAUGAUUAUAAUAAUGAUAAUAAUCACAUGGAUAUAAAUACAAAUAAUAUGAACAGACAUAAUGAUCUAAUGGAUAAUCAAAAGAUUGAAAUAUAUAUCCCUUCAUGUCAAUACAUGAAAAUGAUGGAUUUAACAGAUGAGACCGAUUUAAAAUAUUCAUAUGAUGCACAUUCAAACUAUUUUGAUGAAACACAACAAAAAUUUAGUUUAAAAGCUUAUCAGAAUGAUGGAAUUAUUCAAUAA